Molecule: messenger RNA, 1098 nt
Organism: Cylindrotheca closterium
Lineage: Eukaryota; Bacillariophyta; Bacillariophyceae; Bacillariales; Bacillariaceae
Source: the annotation of a GenBank genome assembly
AUGAAUGGCACUGCCGUGGACGACCCCUUUGCUUGCUUCGAGGGGGAUAGUGACGACGACGAGAACGACAAAGAUGAUGAAAGCAAAUGCAAUCCUCCUGAAGCUUCAGUAGCACCAUCAAUAGCAACAGACCAAGGUCGUCGUUUGGUCGAUGAAGCUAAUGCACGUUUGGAUGCUGCAGUAGCUGUCAAGGAUGGACUACUGCCGGUGACUUCCGCCUCAUUUGAAGUCUUUGAUACUCCCAACGACGCUGGCAAAGGUUUACGAGCACUCAAGGUGUUUGAAUGCGGCGACGAAAUAUUGCGAGAGUAUGCAGCCAUGCGAGUCCCCAAUCAUCAAGCUGCUGAAAGUCUCGAAGAAGCGGAACAGCUGCACGAACGUGCCGUUCAGAGUACUUUCAACAACCUUCACCAAUGCACACGAAUUGCUAUUAUGCAGCUGUCAUCUUGUGAUGAGAUGAAAGACGGUUAUGAGCGCGAUAUGGUCUCACCGCUGGGAGUAUACCAAACCAAUUCAUUCAUAUUGGGAGAUGAAAAGUGUGGAGGAUUAUUUCUGACGACGGCCCGAAUGAACCAUUCUUGCCGACCUUCUGCUACUCAUAUUUGGAGACCCGACUUGCAAAAGACUGUAGUAUUUGCCACUCGGCGAAUCGAAAUCGGGGAAGAGAUUUGCACUACAUACGGUCCAUCUGAGUGUCUCGAUACACAGGGACGAAGGGACUAUCUACGAGAACGGUUCUCCUUUGAAUGUGGUUGUGAGAUGUGCGAAGAGGGAAACCGUUUCGGAGGUGAUGACCGCAUGAUUGAAAUCAGCUCAUUGCAAGAGGACAUAUCGAUGUUGGCUCAAACGGGCGACCCGCAGGCUGCAAUAGCAGCAGUUGAGCGGUGUCUUUCAUUGCUAAAGGAGCAAGGAAUUUCUAUCGGACCUUACAUGAAGCCAAUUUUGUAUUAUGGGUAUCAGAUUGCUAUCGAUGGAUUAAAAGAUAUCGAUUUAGCUGAGUCCUAUCUUUCGAAAGAGUUGGUCUUGAUUCAACAAUGCGAAGGUCCGACAAGUCCAAAAGCUCUUCAAAUUCAAGCAAUGCUAGACGACUUCAAAUGA